ACGCGACAGCCCCGCGGAUAUAAGCGACACUGCGGAGCAGAAAGUAUCUACGACCUCACCGAAACCACAAAGAAGAAGAAGCAGUCGGUGCUUUCUUUUUUCACACUCGGAGGGAAAGACGGCAUCCGGCCUGAGAAGAAGCUCCGAGGUCGGGGACUCCGGUCGGACCAACGCGAAUCGUUUCUGGCCUCCCCUUCCUGAGAGCUCUGUGGAGAAGAUGAAAAGGUUCCGGCGACGUCUCUCUCAGACUCUUCGAGGCAGUCACACCAUCGACGAGUCCCUGUCAGAGCUGGCCGAGCAGAUAACGAUCGAGGAGAACGGCCUGAAGGACAGCGCAGAGCCCAUUGUGAGGAACGGCCGUCCUCCAUCAGCCCACAGUGUCCACUCAUUUCUUCACCAGUACACAGGCUCUUUUAAAAAGCCACCGCUCAGACGGCCUCAGAGCGUCAUCGGAGGAGGACUAGGCUCUCUCAUGGUCAUGCCUCGCAAUGGUAGUCGCCUUGAUAUCGUCCACGAGAACCUGAAGAUGGGGUCAGACGGAGAGAGCGACCAGGCAUCCGGGACUUCCUCUGAUGAGGUGCAGUCGCCCACGGGUGUUUGUCUGAGGAACAGAGGGAACAGACGCAUCUCUGCGGAGGACCUGAACAAACGUUUGUCCCUGCCAGCUGACAUCCGGAUACCUGACGGUUACCUGGAGAAGUUUCAAAUGAGCAGCCCACCCUUCGACCAGCCGCUGAGCCGACGCUCCCGCAGAGCAUCACUGUCAGAAAUUGGAUUUGGGAAGCUGGAGACCUACAUCAAACUGGACAAACUGGGGGAGGGCACGUAUGCUACUGUGUACAAGGGGCGGAGUAAGCUGACAGACAACCUCGUGGCGCUGAAAGAGAUCAGACUGGAGCACGAAGAAGGAGCACCGUGCACGGCUAUCCGAGAAGUGUCUCUACUGAAGGACCUGAAGCACGGCAACAUCGUGACGCUGCACGACAUCGUCCACACAGACAAGUCGCUCACACUGGUGUUUGAAUACCUGGACAAAGACCUUAAGCAGUACAUGGAUGACUGUGGGAACAUCCUGAGCAUGCAGAAUGUCAAGAUUUUCCUCUUCCAGAUCCUGCGAGGCUUGGCCUACUGUCACAGGCGGAAAGUUCUCCACAGAGACCUGAAGCCCCAAAAUCUGCUCAUCAAUGACAGAGGAGAACUAAAACUGGCUGACUUUGGCCUGGCGAGGGCGAAGUCUGUGCCCACUAAAACGUACUCUAACGAGGUGGUAACUCUUUGGUAUCGGCCCCCCGACGUGCUGCUCGGCUCCUCCGAGUACUCCACACAGAUCGACAUGUGGGGUGUGGGCUGUAUAUUCUAUGAGAUGGCUGCAGGCAGGCCGCUGUUCCCGGGCUCCACAGUGGAGGAUGAGCUGCACCUCAUCUUCAGGCUGCUAGGCACUCCUACAGAAGACAGCUGGCCUGGAAUAUCCUCCAUUGAUGAGUUCAAGUCCUACAAGUUCCACAAGUACAAAGCACAGUCCCUCAUUAAUCAUGCCCCCAGGUUGGACAAUGAUGGAAUCGACCUGCUGAUGUCAUUCCUAAAGUAUGAAUCGAAGAAGAGGAUCUCUGCUGAUGAAGCAAUGAGGCAGCCAUACUUCAGGAGCCUGGGGCCACGUGUGCACACGCUGCCAGAGACCGUAUCCAUAUUCACACUGAAGGAGGUGCAGCUGCAGAGAGAUCCCGGCUAUCGGAACUCAUCAUACCCCGAAUCAGGCAAUGGAAAAAGCAGAAGACAAAGCAUGCUGUUUUAAAAUCUCUGGACUGGAUACAGUUAUUUGGGAACGAUAUACUGGCUGUACAGUCUUGCCGCUGGAUCAGAACGCGGAGAUGAGAGUUGGCGUGGAAUGUCGUAGUCACCUUCAGUCCCCCUCCAGAAUUUUUUUUUUUUCUUUUUGGCGAGGUGGGGGGGCUUUCCACGGUCUGACCCCGUCCCAAGUUUAGUCUGAAACUGGCUCCAGAGAGACAUUUGUACACUGUACAUCUAUAUUUAUUGACAAGUGAAUUUGCUGCUAAAUCCAACUACUGUCUAGAAUUCUAACAGGCUCAGUCACUUUAAUGAGAACAUGCAAUGUGUAUAGAUUUUUUUGAAGUGGGUGAUAUAUAUUUUUUUUUAUUGGUCGUCGUUUCCAUUUUCAUACAUUAAAACUCCACCUCGAAGCUCCUGGACGACGUGUGGGUGUGUGAGGCACACAGACGGAGGGAGGUUUCUGUAGCAGCUCAAAGGGGUUUCAUAUUCUUGUCUCUGUUGCCAUGGUGCUGUACUCAGCUGCACAAAUCACAUGUGACCAUUUACUCUGAAGGUUUUUCCGAGGCCAGCUUUGAUAUAAUAACUAAUCAUUUUAUCCCAGCCGGAGAUUAAUGUGAGAUUUCUUUUUUGUUGUUGUUGUUGUUGACAUUAUUAUGUUUUUGCACACAAAACUUGGUAGAUCUGUGCAUUUAAAACAAACAACUUGCUGGCAUAUCAUUCCAGGGAUGCUCCGGUCUCUGACGUGACCAAUGAACAAAUGCAGUAGAGAGAGGAGGGAAAGAGCAACACAGAUUGUCAACUAGGGCAUUACAGGAAUAGUUACACCUACGAAAUACACUGAUCACCCUCCUGUCCUCGUUCUUUCUCCACUCUUACAAAGAGGAGCUGCAAAAAUGAGCUCCCACUGUUGGAAUCUGCAGUGCCCUGUUUGUGCAUUGUCCAUGGUUUACCUGUCUGCCAUUCCCAUCUCCCUCAUCUGUAAAAGUAGAUCUUUUUUUUUUUUCCUCUGUCAUUGUGGUGCAUGCCUGCUCUUUUCUAUGAGGAAGCACACAACAGCCACCGAACCCCUAAUUCAGGAAGCGUUAGCUAUAGUCCUGCCCUUAUUUAACAGUGUUACAAGACAUGUUUUGUAUGAUAUUCUUUAUUUGUGAAUAAUUUUUGUUGGUGUGGGAUUUCAUUGCAGAUGCCCUCCCAUAUUUCAGUUUUUUUUUCCAGAGUAAAGAAAAAAUAAAUCUAAAGGUUUAAA
This is a messenger RNA of Pundamilia nyererei, 3034 nucleotides long. RefSeq names its product cyclin-dependent kinase 17. Gene Ontology annotation, molecular function: ATP binding; cyclin-dependent protein serine/threonine kinase activity. Gene Ontology annotation, cellular component: cytoplasm; nucleus. The transcript is spliced from 17 exons. Lineage: Eukaryota; Metazoa; Chordata; Actinopteri; Cichliformes; Cichlidae. Gene Ontology annotation, biological process: protein phosphorylation. The record is from RefSeq and is a predicted model, not a curated record. Bases 218 to 1792 code for a protein of 524 amino acids.